AGUAUCUGGAGUCACCUAUAUAAUCUACCCAGUCAACAACGGUAGCCGAUACUCCAUUCAUUUACAGGUUGCAUUUUUAACAUCGGUUUUUCUUUUUGCAACUCUAAAAAUGGCAAACCCAUACCCUUUCCAAGACAAGGUCAUUGUUGUCUCUGGCGCUAGUCGGGGAACAGGCCUGGCCCUCUCACGUUACCUUUUGGUUCGUGGGGCAAAGGUUUCUAUGGCUGCUACUUCUGAGGAGAACUUGAAGAAAGCGAUUGCUGGGAUUGAGCAGGAUAUUCCUGAUGUGAAGGAUCGGGUUAUCUAUUUUCCUACUGAUGUCAGGAAGCCUGAUGAUGUCAAGGCUUGGAUUGAGGGGACGGUUGCCAAGUGGGGAGAGUUGGAUGGUGCUGCAAAUGUUGCAGCCAAGAUGAAUAAGAGCAUUCAUCCUAUUGAAGACCUUGAACUGGACGAGUUGAAGGAGGUUCUCGAUGUAAAUGUCAUCGGCACCUUCAACAGCAUCAAAUACGAGAUGAAGAACAUGAAACCUGGAGGUAGUAUCGUCAAUUGUGGUAGUCAACAGGUCAAGUAUGCUUCUGGAAACAUGGGAGCAUACGCAGCUUCAAAGAACGCCAUCCGUGGCUUGAGUCAAUCAGCCGCAUAUGAAGGUGGUACCAAGUAUCCCAAGAACCCCAUCAGAGUCAACCUUCUAUGCCCUGGUUGCAUUGAUACCGACAUGAUUCAUCAGCCUCUACAUUUGCCAAAUGGUGCGGGUACAUGGACGAUGACGGAGGGUGAUCACUUGACAUCUAUCAUCAAGCGCUACUCCAAGCCAGAGGAGAUUGCUGCUUCCAUCGCAUUCUUACUGGGAGAUGAGAGCAGAUUCAUGACAAAGCAGGAGAUUUAUGUUGAUGGUGGCUGGAUGGAGGCCAACUAUGUAGCAUAACAUGUUAUCGAAGGCUGAUUCUCUAGAUAUUGACGCGAGCAAAUGCC
Fusarium redolens is the source of this 972-nucleotide messenger RNA. RefSeq lists its product as uncharacterized. The transcript is spliced from 3 exons. NCBI's taxonomy places the organism in Eukaryota, Fungi, Ascomycota, Sordariomycetes, Hypocreales, Nectriaceae. Gene Ontology annotation, molecular function: oxidoreductase activity. The coding region runs from base 110 to 925 and encodes 271 amino acids. The record is from RefSeq and is a predicted model, not a curated record.